Messenger RNA from Nothobranchius furzeri (turquoise killifish), 8502 nucleotides. The record is from RefSeq and is a predicted model, not a curated record. NCBI's taxonomy places the organism in Eukaryota, Metazoa, Chordata, Actinopteri, Cyprinodontiformes, Nothobranchiidae.
CCAGGUCACCAUCAGUCGGUGAUUUCAUCCUUCAGCUCCUUCAAAUGAGUGGAGGCCAGGGGUUCUCAAGAAGAUUUGUUCACGGACCAGAUUUUUUUUCCAGAAGACACCGUGAGGGCCAGACAGCCCCAACUGCAUGGGCGGACAAUGGGGGUCUGUGUCCACCCAUGGAGUCAGCUGUGCCAGCCUUGGACCAAAAGCAAAAGAUGUUUCCAUACUUCUGCGUUUUAUUGAUUAGUCAACCCUGCAAUCCAAUCAGAGAACAAGGCAACAUUUUAACCAAUCACAGAUAGAGGGGGUGGGUCACUCUUAGUCUGGUUUCCGGGCAGUCACCAUAGAAGAAGAUUUGUAUGAACGCUGAGCACCGCCACGCUGCCAUUCUACCGUUCAACAUGAAUAUAGAAAAAUAUUUCCUCAAAUCCAAAAGGACAUGUGACGAUGACGGUGCAGACAGGAGGUGGAGUAAGCAAGAAGAAGCGCCAAUCGGCUCCACGUCUAUUGUAAACGUGAGCACCGAUUUAAGCAGCCACGCUGGAGUUAGCAAUCAUGCUAAGAGGGCUAGCAACAGCACCCAUGGAGAACAAAGAGCAGUGCCGAGCAGCAUAACUCUUCUGGAAUAAACAACGUGAGUGACCUCAUCUGCAAAACAAACACAGAGAUUCAUCGUAGUAGCAUUACAGCUACGAGGGACAACAGGCCACAGCAGUUAAGUGAUCUUGGCACAGAAAAGCCUCAAAGAGGAGUCCUGCAGAGCUGGCCUUCACAUAUUUUCUCAGGAAAAAAAAAUAUCAUUUUGCAGUUCCUGGUAUGGAAUCUUUCCCUGGCAGAUGCUGCAUUCUGCUACCCAUGCAGAAUGUUUCAGGGACCCAGACCCACUGAUGCAGCUUACAGUAUAACUGGUUUUCGUGACUGGAAACAUGCAAUAGAAUGUGGAAAGGGACUGAACAAACAUGCUGCAUCCAAAGAACACUUGACUUGUGAAGCCAUGUGGAGGGACAAGGAAAGGCGAGUUCACAUGAGUAAGGAAACAUCAACAUUAAUUAUGUAGCGACAUGAAUGGCCUCAUUUGUGACCCAAAGGUCACACUUCCCCAGCUAGGCCACGCUGUCCUGGCUGAACUUCUAUCCACAGAUUAUCCAUCACAGGAGACAUAAAGUCUGCUAAACCAUUUUUAGUCUGACUGCCUUUUAUCUGACUGUUGUUCUGUCCGCAAGAUGAAGGACGCUUCAAGAUUUUAAAAGAAUCAUUUUUAAUUAACUCUUUUCACUGUUUAUUACAAGGUUCAUAAAUAAUCAUCAUAAAUAAUCAUAAAUGUAUUUAAUUACUGAAAUGAAUUAUUAUUCUUUGGUUAAUAAUAAUAAUUAUUUAUGAUCAUCAGUAAUGUUUAACAGUACCAGAAGGUCAUGUUCACUUAUACACACCAUGCAGGGGACAGACAUCAGGGUAAAGGUAACUGCACCACACAUGUCUUUGCUCCAUAACCAAAGCUUUCUAUCUCUGAGAGGGCGUGUCCUGAGGUUUUAAUAAAACCAAAACUCCUCAGUUCAAGUUCAGUUUCUUGAGCUCACCAAAAAGCUCUCCGUGGCACGAGAGUCCCAGAGGAUCGAGACGGCCGCUUGAAGCCUCCACUAAGCUGUUCUGUCACGCUGAAAAAAUUGCUCCAAUAAACGCCACCUACAACCAGCUGAUGCAAAACUCCUUCAGAGUUGUUGAUUUUUUUUUGAGAUGCAAUCAGUUUCAUCAGUCGUUGUGACCUGGAAACAUCUUAGGACCGAUUCGGUCGCACCAAGGUUCUUCUACCUACCUCGUGCUUGGGGGUUCAUCAUCCCACCUGACAUCUCGGAUCCAGAAGGGGGUCUCCUAACUGGGUGAGGUAGACACUUUCGACAGAUUGCGUCCGUAUGCUGUUCCUUUAAGAAAUAACUUAGUUCAACUGCAAAACAACUCUGUCACCCAGAACGCGUUUUCUCUCACCGAAAGAAACCUUCUGAGAUCUCAUUCACACAUCCAACACACGCAUUUCAUUUUAGUUCUCAUCCAGACACAGGUUGCUUUUAAUACCAAGUUUUAAAAUCAAAGUUUUAUAAAUUGUCAUCUUUAAAUUGUUAGUAAUAAAUUCUUAACUUUUUUAACCUGACUCUUCUUUGAAAUGAAACACAGAAUGGUGUAUAUUUGGUUAUUGAACGAGCAAAGAUUCCCUUAAAAUCUUCUGAUUGAAUAAAUAAGCUUUUGCUAUUAAUUUAAAUCUCUUAAAUUAAACAUUAAUCUUUGGAUCAAAUAUAGACCAAGCCGGUUGGUGUAUGAACUUCUAUCGAUUAUAUAAAUAUAUCCGUGCAUAUAUUAAUAAACAAUAUAAGCUUCAUUUGCUAAUUUGUUUGAUCUUUCUCAGAAUCAAACAGAGCUGAAUAGCAACAGCGUUAAAUUCUAGUAUGUAGAUUGUCUACGCUACAAUUAACACUGAACAACUACAGCGCAACAGAUAUUAUGUGUCUGCAAUUAUUGAUGUUGUGGAGUUCCUUGCUGUGAACCAGCUGCCCUUUAGAGGUGACCAUGAUGCAUUUAGUAAAAUGAACAGCGAUGGAUGUGGCCUAUUUUUGUCUCUAUUUGAGUUUUCUUUAAGGAAAGACAGAAUUAGCAAAGAUAACAAAAACUAUUCUUCACAACGCCACAUACACAUGUCAUGAUAUUCAAAAUGACUUAAUAGAUGAUAAAUGAUAAAUGACCCGCACUUGUAUAGCGCCUCUCAGAGUAAGGACUCCAAAGCGCUUUACACUACAGUGUAUCAUUCAUCCAUUCACACACACAUUCACACACUGAUGGUGAUGAGCUACGAUGAAGCCACAGCUGCCCUGGGGCACACUGACAGAGGCGAGGCUGCCCAGCACAGGCGCCACCGGUCCCUCCGACCACCACCAGCAGGCAAGCUGGGUUAAGUGUCUUGCCCAAGGACACAACAGCAGAAUUCUCUGUCCGGAGCCGGGAUCGAACCUGCAACCUUCCGAUUACUGGACAACCCGCUCAACCUGUUGAGCUACUGCUGCCCUAAUGUAAUGAGAUGUAAUGAGUACUUUAGUGAGAGAGCAUAUUGUGGAAGAAGUUGGUGAAUCAUUCUACACAUUAAAGACAGAUGGAACCAGAGAUCCAACAGCGACAGAAAACAUCUCCAUUGUUCUCCGCUUUCUGGAUGAACAAUGUGAACCAACCGAGCUUCUCCUAACCACAGCCACUGCUGACCAGGGAGAUGCAGCUACUUUGACUGACACCAUCAUAGGAGAACUGACCACUGCUGGCCUGAACCCUAAGAAAAUCAUCAGUCAGGUGUAUGAUGGUGCCUUGCUCAUGUCAGGUAAACAUGGGGGUGUCAGAAGCUGCUUGAGCAAAAACUGGACAGAGAGAUACCGUAUGUCCACUGUUAAAACCAUCAGCUGCAUUUGGUGAUCACCCAUGCCCCGUCAGUGGAAAAGGCUGUGAUGGACUUUUUCAGUGUGUGCAACAUGCUGUACAAGUUCUGCAGAAGACCAACUGUUGCCAUUCUCUACAAAGGAGAGACACUCAAGCACCUGUUGGACUAACGCUGGAGUGGAGAUUUUGCAACAGGUAUGUUAAUUAGUACUGUUGAGUUAAUAAUGAUGAGAAUGUAUGUUUGCAGUCUCAGUCAAUCUGAAAUCAUUUGAUGACCAAUUCACACUGUUCCAAGAGGUCACCAACAACAGAGCACUUGGAGCAGAUCUGCGCAUCGAAGCAACAGGAUUGUGGCAGAGCAUGUCUAUAGCGGAGAUGGUGCACAAGAUCCUCACAUAUCUUGAUCCCCCAAACAAGCUUUUGCAGUCUGAAGACAUGGAUCUGCUGACAGGUUUGCAGCUCAUCAGCAGUACAUGCACGUGUCUUGAGAAUACCUGCACUGAGACAGAGUUCCAGGCUAUCCUCGCUCACUGUGAUGGUGUCUCAACAAGGUCAUCAAAGAGAAGACUCAUACAAAACUCUGCCCUUGCUGACUAUGUGGUUGAGGAAAUCGUCACACGUAAGGACUGUAAUGAUGAAACAAAGCUACGUAGGAUUUAUUACAGUUGCAUUCACUCUGUAUACGGGGAAAUGAAAAAUCGAUUCGGAAAACAAAACUGUGACCUGAUGGAAGCACUCGUCGCCCUGGAUUCUGCUCAGCCAACAUUCUUGGAUGUCACAAAAGUGAAGCCUUUACUUAACCUGACCAAGACUCAUGCUGUGGACUCUGAAUUUGAGGUGUCUCAUAACUUCCUGGUGAGACAAAUGAAAGAGAAUUCUCCACCAGAUGAGGACAAGUGGACAAUGAAACAGGUAAUGAAGGCUGGGCACAAGUUCAGUAUUUUUAUUACAUUAAAGAAUCUAAAAGAGCUACCAGGCUCAUUUGAGAUGAUUUAAUAUCCUUUACUGUCAUGGCAUGGUCAUUUGGGACAUUUCAAUUAGACUGAUAGGUUUCAGUAAACAGCUUUCAACCAGUCAAACAUAACACACACCACACGUAACAUGACUUGGUUAAAAACAGACGAGCAUGUAUUUGAAUGUUCAGUAUCAUGUUACUUGCAUACAUAUGUUAAUGCAGUGUUUCCCAGCCCUGGUCCUCAGAGAACACUGUCCUGCAUGUGUUACAUGUCUCUGCUUUAGCACACCUGAUUUACAUUACAUUAAAUUGUUAUUCACUCAUUCUUUUAAGUCAGGUGUGUGGCGGCAGGGAAACACUGGUGUUUAAAAGGGAAACAUGAAAAACAUGCAGGACAGUGUGUCCUGAGGACCAGGGUUAUCAUAAUCAUCACCGAAAAAAUUAUGGUUAUAGUGAUUUUGGUUUCAAACUCAAACCUUUUCGUUACAGAUUCUGAAACAGUUCCAGAGGCCACUGGAAGCAAUGCCCACUGUCUUCACAGCAAACACUGAAAGUUGAGAUUGCAGAUUAUUCUUAAAGUACCUCCAUCUCCUAUAGACUCCCACUGAAGAAUGUUAGCUUCUCCUGUGAAAGUCAGAAAGUAUUUUCUAUCCAUCGUUUUAUACAACUUCAUGAUUCAGCUCAUGAGUAUCACAGUCCAGAACCACUCACUUGUCCAUUUAAAAAGAAAAUAAGCCUAGAUGACCACCUUAUGAUUUCAUAAUGGGUGGCAUUGCGAAGAAAAAGAAGCUGUGUGUGGUGGUAUUGUGGUAAAAUUGUUGUCGGUCUCUAGAUCAAAAGCUGGAGUCUGUGGGGUUUACAUUUUUCACCAAUCAUGUAGAGAUUUAGUCUUAAAUGAUGAAUUUUGGAUGAGUUGGAGUCUCUAAAUUGUCAUUCGAUCAGUGCAGAGGACCGGGCUCAAUACAAAAAUCUCAUUUUACAAAUUAAAGUGAUGUAAAAUAUUACAGUACAAAAAUUUAGCAUUAUGGAAAAGGGUAUAGCAUUUUGCACACAUGUUUACUUUUAAUGUAUUUGGCUUUGUUUGAAAAAUAGCAACAGACUGUUGAAGCAGCGGUGUACAAGCUUUUAAAGACGAGUGCCAAAACUAUCAAGUUAAAGGUCCUUGCAGGCAACCAUAAUUACAAUAGUUUCCUAUUUAGAAAAAAAAUUAAGUCACAAAUAGACACAUUAGUAAAGAUUUUAACAUAAAAUUUCCAUUAAAUAUGAACAACAAAAUAAAGUAUAUAACUCCUCAGUUUCACUGGUUCUGGCAUCAUCCUGUUAUACAAAAACAUCAGUGCAAUACUCAGUAUGUGUUCAAUACUUGUGCAAUACUGGAUGUACAAUAGAAUGUCUGUGUCUUUUAUGCUGCAUAGUUGUGGGAAUACACAUUUUUCUUUUAAUUUGUUGUUUUUAGUCGUUGAAGGUUACAAUAAUAGCUUAUUGCCUUUGUGUGUUUACCUGUAAUCUUAUUAUUUUCAUUGUCUUUUUCUCUAAGUAUAUGUGCUGCUGUAGCAAGAGAAUUCCCCCACUGUGGGAUCAAUGAACUCUAUUCUAUUCUAUUCUAUUCUAUUCUAGUCUAGUCUAGUCUAGUCUAGUCUAGUCUAAAAAGGUUAGAAAGUAUCACGCUAGAGUGUGUUACAGUAAUCUAGACGGGAGGAGAUAAAGGCAUGGAUGACCAUUUCAAGUUCAUGUUUUGACACCAACCUUCGCAGUUUGGAGAUAUAUCUUAAGUGAUAAAAACAGUUUUGGACCAACCUUUUUGAGUGACCUUCAAGAGACAUUGAUUGGUCAAAAUAGCACCCAAAUUCCAUAAGUUUGCCUUGACGGUAGAGGAUAAAUGACCAAGUCUUGGACUACUCAGGGGAACCAUAUGCUCUCAGGGGCAAUGAUCAGACAUUCAGUCUUUUCACAGUUUUACUGAAGGAAGUUAUCUUCUAGCCAGCUGGUGAUAGCUGAAAGACACUCUAAUAAUUCAGACGGUUUAUAAAACUUAGAAUCCUUAAAGGAGAAGUACAGCUGAAUAUCAUCUGCAUAUAGGUGAUAAGAGACAUUAUGAAAAUAAUCAAUUAUCUGUCCAAGAGGGUGUAUGCAUAGCAGAAACAACAGUGGACCCAAAACCGAGCCUUGGGGUACCCCACAGAACAGAUCGGUAGAAUCUGACAUGAUUUGGUUUAUACAGACACUGUAACUUCUGUUAGACAGGUACGAUCUAAACCAGUCUAGAACAGUUCCAGAGAUCCCCACUGAGUCACCAAGUCUGUUAAUUAAGGUGCUGUGAUCAACAGUGUCAAAAGCUGCAGAAAGAUUUAACAAUACUAACACUGUGAACUCCCCGUUGUCUGCAGCCAUCAUGAUGUCACUAGAAACUUUAAGCAACACUGUUUCUGUUGAAUGCUUUUUACAAAAACCAGACUGGAAUUUAUCAAAGCUGUUGUGUAGUUCCAGAAAAGUAAUCAGUUGAUCUGCCACAACCUUUUCCAAUAUUUUAGAGAUAAAGGGUGAUUUAGAAAUGGGUCUGUAAUUUUUAGGCUGAGAUUAGUCCAAACUUGGUUUUUUAAGGAUAUGUUCAACAAAUAUUUUGUCAGAUCGUUCAACCUCCAGCAAAAUGACAGCACAUCAGCCUCCCUUUCAUCACUGGUAACGAGCAAAGACGUACAUGCCUAAAACAACAAUGUUUAAGAAUGAUAAAAAUUUUGUAACCGCUUCUUACAAAUCAGUAAAUUUAUUUUGUCCUCAUAGGCUCAUGUAGAAGGAAACAUGGCGUCUAAUAUGGUGUCGCCCAGAGACUUAGACCCACAGACAUCUAUACGUAGGCGCCCCUUGGACUGACGCUGCCUAUUGGAGGUGCUGUAAUGGCCGGCCGCCAUUUUAAAUGGGUCUUCAUUUGCCCAAACUGCAUUCAUUUCUACAGAGGAAUUUACUCACCCAACAAGUUUUUUCACAAAAUCAGACACAAGGUUGACAUGAUAAUUUAACUGUACAUAUAAUUAAACAAAAUUCAAAAUUAUUAAAUAUUAAAUCUUAUCAGGCAGGCUAGAAAAGUCACUAAUAAUCCCACGUGAUCUGUUUUCAAUACUACACUGGUUCUUGUAACUGUAGGCUGCACAGAAAUGGGCAUAGUUGCUCACUCUGCAUUGAUUUUGGAGAGUGAGGAGACCCAUCUAAUAUGACGGCGACUCUGUUACACUCUCCAGCACUCAAUGGGGCACUUACACAUUCAUCUCUAUGCUCAGACCCCCUCCCAUGUAUUUUAGACCAGGUUUUUAUGGUUUUAUGUCACAAAACUGUCAAUAUUUUCAACACCUGGCCAUCUUUUAAUUCAUUUUCAAAAACGUUUCGAUGUAUAUUUCCGGAGAUUAACGGUAAAAACUACAUGCUGUCACUUUAAGGUGAACGAUGACUGACCUAGCACACUAGGUCAGUCAUCGUUCCGUGUUAGGGCAGCUCAGGAAUGGAACAACAUCCCAACAUCAAUCUGAGACAUCUCCACAUACACUCUAUUCUGCGCCCAUCUUCACUGGCUCAUCACUAAUCAAACAUGUCAACACAAACCCCCCAUGCUGCCAUUGUUUGUUCUUAGGGCAGUAUGUUAGAUAUGUUUCGUACUGCCUUUGUGACCCUUUAUUAUUGUACAUGUGUAGGUCUUACGUCUCUGAUUACCGUCAUUACCACGUGUUUCUUUUUUCUUUUUCUCCUCUUACUUUCCUUUAAAUAUUCUCACUAUUAUUAAUACGCGUUACUAGCAUGUUUACUCUUUUUUUAAUAACGUAAAUAGGAUCUUUUAAACAGUGUUUUUGUUGUGUGUUGAUCCGCUAGUCUUAUUUCACUUUUGCAUUUACUGUCUGUGCUUGUUAUUUUAUUGUUUUUAUUAUUAUUCUCUUUUAACUAUGGCUAAUUGCUGCCUCUUUGAUAAACAUGCUGCUUUUGUGAUCCGGCAUUGUUGAAUACUUUAUGUACUCUAUAAUGUUUUUAUGUCCCUUUGUAAAAAGCUGAAUUUACAACUGGCACAGGACUACAGAUGAAAACUAGCCGAUGGCUAAUUCUGGCAUGUUUCAGCAUGUCUGAUGUUAACAUGCGCUGUCCUGAUUAAUAAAUGAUUGAUU